This is a messenger RNA of Exophiala mesophila, 1133 nucleotides long. RefSeq lists its product as uncharacterized. The coding region runs from base 6 to 1073 and encodes 355 amino acids. NCBI's taxonomy places the organism in Eukaryota, Fungi, Ascomycota, Eurotiomycetes, Chaetothyriales, Herpotrichiellaceae. The transcript has a single exon. The record is from RefSeq and is a predicted model, not a curated record.
AAAGAAUGGCACCGACGAAGAAAUCAAAGGCUGCCAAUAAGUCCAACUCGCAGAAACCAGUUGACCAUUCGCGUAGACAGCCCGCGUCGUCGACUUUGUUGGUUCCACUCGAUGUGCAGCAAUUGACUCUCGAUGUGUUCCGCCGAGCCUUCCCCAUUGACGAUCAGACUGACCUGGCUUCGGUCAUCCAAGAGGUCAAGCGGCAUCUCUUUCAGAGAGACUUCACACUCGCAUUCGCCAAGCCUCAGUAUCUGGAUGCUUACGCCUUGCGGUGGAGUGCCAGCCGUGCUCUUGGCUAUCUCGACAUUCUUGUGAACAGCCAGAUGCAUCCAGUCUGGUUUGGUGAAUCUCCGCUUGAACCAGACAAUCGUCAACACCCGUCCGGAAGCGCUUGUAAAGUCGUUUGCAUUGGAGGUGGUGGGGGCGCCGAAGUGGCUGCAUGUGCGGCUGCAGCGCGCAAACUUUGCCUCUCGAAAAUGCAAGUUCAUGUCGUGGACAUGGCCGACUGGGCGAGGCCUAUCGACAAUCUGCAUACUGCCUUGACCACGCCACCACCACUUUCUCCAUAUGCGAGUCAAGGCGCCAAAGACGCGAAUAGCCCGUUCCUCGAGGUUGACCGACUGGAGGUCUCGUUCACACAACAUGACAUUCUGGCAGGCCAAGACCAGUUACCACGUCUACUCACUGGCCUGACCCUCUGUACCAUCAUGUUCACCCUGAACGAGCUCUUCACAACCUCAAUCUCUCGCACCACUGCCUUUCUGUUGGCCCUGACCGAAAUUGUAGCAGUGGGCUCAUACUUUCUAGUGGUGGACAGUCCGGGCAGUUACUCUGAGGUGAGGCUUGGGCAAGAGGCUAAUUCGACGGCUACAAAACAAUACCCGAUGAAAUGGCUACUGGAUCACACCUUGUUGGAGAUUGCAGGAGGAGAGGGAACACGGAAGUGGGAGAAGACAGUAUCUGAUGAUUCACGAUGGUUCAGGCUAAGCCCUACGCUCAAGUAUCCCAUUGAUUUGGAGAAUAUGAGGUACCAGAUCCAUCUCUAUCGAAGGAUCGAAUCCCAACCGGCAUAGAUAGAGUCCUCUUUUACAAGUCCUGGCAUCUAGCCACCACUAAUCUACUCGUCAUCAUCA